Closterium sp. Naga37s-1 is the source of this 696-nucleotide messenger RNA. Lineage: Eukaryota; Viridiplantae; Streptophyta; Zygnematophyceae; Desmidiales; Closteriaceae. The record is from the annotation of a GenBank genome assembly.
AUGGCGCUGGUGGCAGUGCAAGUGGUGCUGUGUGAGAGAGAGUGCAUGGCGCUGGUGGCAGUGCAAGUGGUGCUGUGUGAGAGAGAGUGCAUGCUGCUGGUGGCAGUGCAAGUGGUGCUGUGUGAGAGAGAGUGCAUGGCGCUGGUGGCAGUGCAAGUGGUGCUGUGUGAGAGAGAGUGCAUGCCGCUGGUGGCAGUGCAAGUGGUGCUGUGUGAGAGAGAGUGCAUGGCGCUGGUGGCAGUGCAAGUGGUGCUGUGUGAGAGAGAGUGCAUGGCGCUGGUGGCAGUGCAAGUGGUGCUGUGUGAGAGAGAGUGCAUGGCGCUGGUGGCAGUGCAAGUGGUGCUGUGUGAGAGAGAGUGCAUGGCGCUGGUGGCAGUGCAAGUGGUGCUGUGUGAGAGAGAGUGCAUGCCGCUGGUGGCAGUGCAAGUGGUGCUGUGUGAGAGAGAGUGCAUGGCGCUGGUGGCAGUGCAAGUGGUGCUGUGUGAGAGAGAGUGCAUGGCGCUGGUGGCAGUGCAAGUGGUGCUGUGUGAGAGAGAGUGCAUGCCGCUGGUGGCAGUGCAAGUGGUGCUGUGUGAGAGAGAGUGCAUGCCGCUGGUUGAACUUACGUCGGGGGAUGAUGGGGCAUAUGAGCUCCCCGUUCUUCAGCAGGCUCUGAACGUAGCACAAGGAUAUGGGGUUAAUGCAGAAGGAGAGUGA